Messenger RNA from Rubroshorea leprosula, 915 nucleotides. The record is from the annotation of a GenBank genome assembly. Lineage: Eukaryota; Viridiplantae; Streptophyta; Magnoliopsida; Malvales; Dipterocarpaceae.
CAAUUUUUUUUAUUUUUCAUUUAUUUUUCAACAAAACACAUACAAUCUUAACAUCAAAUCUAAAAAGAACAAACACCCAUAAAAAAAUAAAAACAAACACGAUGAAUUUUUUAAAGAAACAGAUCUGGAUCUACCAUAGGUCCUGUGUGUUCGUCUCUGAAAUUGUGCCAAUGGAUGAGAAUGCAGCUGAUGAAAUCCAUGAGGGAGGUUGAUAUAGAUGCAGCCAGGAAAUUGUGGAGGAAGAGGAAGAAAUUGAACUCAUUGAUAUAGAGUUGGAGGAGGAACAAAUCGAACUCAUUGAUAGAGAGUUCAAUGCUAACAAUGCAGCCGAGGAAAUUGGUGAGGAGGAAGAAAUCAUAGAGGAAAACAAUGUGUCUCGUAUCAGAGAAGUCCAGCAAACCGUACCCACCACUGAUGACCCGAAGCUCGCAGUGUUGACGUUUUGAGUGUGGUUUUUGGGGAUGCUGUCCUGCAUUUUACUCUCGCUCCUCAACUCCUUCUUGAGAUACCGUACGGAACCAUUCUUAGUCUCGAUGAUGUUUGUCCAGUUAGUCACUCUCCCAUCGGUAACUUCCUAGCCAAGGUGCUUCCCUCCACCAAGUUUUGCAUCCGCAAUAGCAGAUGGGAGUUUUCUCUAAACCCUGUCCCAUUUAGCGUCAAAGAGCAUGUCUUGAUUUCAGUUUUCGCUCAAACUGGGACUGCUUUUGGUGGGGGUACCGCUUAUGCAGUCGGCAUUGUGGAUGUUAUUUGGCUGUUUUACCACAAGAAGAUCACUUUCUUUGCAAGCUGGAUGUUAGUCAUCUCUAUUUAUUUAACUUCCUGGCCAAGGUGCUUCCUUCCACCAAGUUUCGCAUCCGCAAUAGAGAUUAAAUUUAUGCCUUUUUCAGGACCUAUUUAUGCGAUUUUUGAAACAAA